Messenger RNA from Lacerta agilis (Sand lizard), 5999 nucleotides. RefSeq names its product microtubule-actin cross-linking factor 1, isoforms 1/2/3/5-like. The transcript is spliced from 39 exons. Gene Ontology annotation, biological process: intermediate filament cytoskeleton organization; cytoplasmic microtubule organization; hemidesmosome assembly. Lineage: Eukaryota; Metazoa; Chordata; Lepidosauria; Squamata; Lacertidae. Gene Ontology annotation, molecular function: microtubule binding; calcium ion binding; structural molecule activity. Gene Ontology annotation, cellular component: focal adhesion; cytoplasm; hemidesmosome. The record is from RefSeq and is a predicted model, not a curated record. The coding region runs from base 204 to 5984 and encodes 1926 amino acids.
GGCUCUCCUCUCCAGAUGGAACUUCAGCCAAAGUCCCCACACCACCGGGGGCUUCCGACGGCUCCUCUCCGUCCGUCCUGGGGGCAGCGGCCGAGGAGCCCCUGAAGGCAGAAGAGGAGGCAGCCGCCGGCCGUGCCCUUGGCCCGCCACCGACCGCGUGGCAGACCUGCCGCCAGCCUUGCGGGGAGCUUUCGUGCCACGCCAUGAAGCUCCAGAACAGCCAGAGCUGGCCUGCUGGCCAGGGGGACCCUCUGGAGCCGUGGAGCAGCCACAGCAGCAAGGCAGCUGCUGCCUUCCUAGGAGAGGUGUGGGGCGCAGAGCAGGCCCAGGUGACUCUGAGGAAGCUUCUCACUUGGGUCAGCGACAUGGAGGAGCUCAUGGCCAACCAGAAGCCCCCUUCCUCUGAAGCCAAAGUGGUGAAGGCCCAGCUGCAGGAGCAAAAGCUUCUAAGGCGCCUGCUGGACGAGCGCAGGUCCCAUGUGGAAGGCCUCCUGCAGGAGAGACGGGCACCCUCUGAGCCCCCUGGCACCACAGACGGGCACGGAAGGGACGGAGGCCUUGCCAACCUUCAGGAGAAGUGGCAGGCGCUAAUCCAGGCGGCAGAAGCCAGGCACAGCUCCUUGGAGCAGAUCCUUCCUGCAGCUCACACCUUCCAGGAGUCUGUCGAUGUUUUCCAGGACUGGCUGGCCUCCACGGAGCGGAAGCUGGCUGAGCUGUGGAGAGCCAACGGCAGCCUCAGCCAGGCACAGGGAGCCCUCCAGCAAGUCCAGGACAUCUGUGAGGAAAUCCGGUCCAAGACGGCUGACCUGGAACGGGCUCUGGAGCACGGGCAGCGGCUUCUGGAGAUGGUGGCAGGAGAGGAAGCCCAUCUGGCCCAGGAGAAGAUGGACUCCCUGCGGAUGAGGUUCCUCCUCGUGGGCCAGAGCAACGCUGCCAUUCUGCACCGCCUGGAGCAGACCCUAGAGGCCUCCUGCCGGCUGGGCCCCACCGAGGAGGAUCUGGCCCUCUGGCUGGAGCGCUUAGAGAAGGAGCUGGUGCCGCAGGGGGGCCAGCCGGGGGGUGACGAUGACGGGACCCGCCAGCUCAGUGCUACAGACAGAGAGAAGUUUGAGCAGGUGUUGGGCUCCGAGAUGGACAAGGUGUCCCACCUGAGCACACACCUGGAGGAGCUGGGCCAGGUGCACCUGGAAGCGGAAGCCAUCCAGCAGCAGCUGGCCAAUCUGAAGCUCCUGUCGGCGGAGAUCUUGCACCACCACGGCCUCGUGGAACGGCUGGUGGCCAUCGCUGACCCACUGCUCAGCCUCUGCCCCCCAGAAGUGCAACAGCAGCUCCAGCCCUCGGUCCGGCCCUUGCAGGAGCGCUCGGAGCACCUCCUGCGCCAGAGCCUGGCCUGCACCCUGCGCCUGGAGCGUGCCCAGUCUCUGCUGGCGCAGUUCGCUGAGGCCCGUGAGGAGCUGUGCCCAUGGCUGGAGGAGACGCAGCGGGCAGUGGGACAGUUCUCCCCCGACGGCAUCAGCUGCGAGGCCUUCCGGGAGCACCAGGAGCUGCUGCAGGGUCUCCGAGAGGCCAUUGCAGAGCACAAGCCCCUGAUGUCCAAGCUGCAACGGCUGUCGGGGCAGCUGGCUGAGCUCAGCCCACAGGAGGCAGCCCCCUUCCAGCGGGGCUGGCAGGCGGCUGAGGAGCAGUACGGAAGCAUCCGGGAAAGGGUUCGCCAGGCAGCGGCUGUGCUGGAGGAGGCCAUCCCACGAUACAGCCAGCUGUCUGAGCGGAUGGAGCUGAUGGUGGAGAGCUUGGAGAGGCUGCAGAGCCGCACGAGGGACCCCCCUGCGGUGCGGGGAGACUCUGCCUGGCUCCGGGAGCAGAUCCGGGAGAACGGCCUCCGGCUGGCGGAGCUGGAGAAGCUGGGAGUGGCUCUGGAGACCCUCCGCGGGCAGGGGGCUGAAUUGCUGGCCACCAUGCAGGCAAGCGGAAACAGAGGGAUCCAGGAGCGUGUGGAGCAGCUGCUGAGACAGUGGAAGGCGCUUUGGGAGCAGAGCGAGGAGAGGGAGAACUGGCUGCAGGGCCUGCUGGUGCUGGCCGACCGCUUCUGGCAGGGCUUCUCGGACCUCUCUGCCACCCUCGGAGACAUCCAGCAGGUGGUGCUGGAGCCAGAGGAGGCCGCCUCGGACCCCAAGGCCAUCCAGGCCAGGCUUGGGGCCAUGCAGGCCCUGCGAGAAGAGAUCGACUCCCUGCAGAGCGAGCUGGACUCCUUGGGCGUCCUGGGCAUGGAGCUGAUGUCAUCCUGUGGAGAUCUGGACAAACCAGACGUCACCAAGAGCCUAGAUGAUCUCUACUCUUCUUGGAACAGCCUGAGCAAGGUGUGGGGCGAACGCCGGACCCGCCUAGAGGAGCAGCUGCAGGCCUCACUCAACUACCAGCAGACCAUGGAGAGGCUCCUGAGCUGGCUGGAGGCGGCUGAGUUGAGGAUUGCAGAGGAGUUUUUGGUCGGGGGGGACCUGGACCUGAUCAAGCUGCAGCUUUCAGAGCUCAAGGAUUUCAAGCGAGAGCUAUACCAGGUCAAGGUGGAUGUAGAAAGCCUGAGGCACCCAGUGAGCCCCAGGGGGGCCAACAUCAGGGGGGGGCCCAGCUCUCUCUGCAGCUUCCGCGACCGCUGGAACUGGCUGGAGGAGGAAAUUGUGAAGCGGCAGCAUCGCCUGGAAGCCGCCCUCCUGGGUCUGGGUCAGUUCCAGAACCAGCUGGAGGAGCUCCUGCAGUGGCUCCUUCGCACCACAGAGCAGCUGGAGACCCCCACUGCCCUCAGCCUGGACCUGCAGAGCUGUGAGAUUGAGCUGGCAAAGCACAAGGUGCUGCGGAAUGAUGUCAUCUCUCGCACCCGGACCGUCCAGUCUGUGAGAGAGGCCGGGGAGGCCCUGGUGCUCUCUGGGGCAGGAGACUCGGUGGAGGGGCUCCAGGGCAGCCUCCAGCAGCUGGGCCAGCGCUGGGACUUCCUCCUGAGCGAGACGGAGAGCCGGCAGCUGGAGCUGGAGAACAACCUCAGCCAGGUGCAGGAUCUGACCUUGGAGAUCACAGAGCUGCUCCGGUGGCUGGAACACGUGGAGCUCCAGCUCUUUUUCUCCAAGCCUGGCUGGGAUCACCCAGAUACCACCAAGGACAAGCUGGCAACGCAUCUGGAGUUGUGCCGAGAGAUGGAGUCCAAGCAGCAGACAUACCACAGUGUCCGGGAGCAGCUCCAGCGCCUGCUGGCCACUAGCCACCCUCCACGGGCUUCCAGCAUGGAGCACAGCCUGAGCAUCCUAGAGCAGAAGUGGGUCAGCGUUGCCAGCCUGGUGCAGGAGCGGAAGGAGCAGCUCAGCGAAGGGCUGACGGUCAGCACCGAGUUCCACUCCACGGCCCAGGAGCUGCUGCAGUGGGUGGGGAGGACAGAAGAGGCCCUGGUGGGGCUGCCCCCACCCAGCUAUGUCCUGGAAACCGUCACCAGCCAAAUCCAGGAGCAGAAGGCCCUGGCCAAGGAGACCCAGGCGCAGAGCGAGAAGCUGGCUGGCCUGGAGGCAGUUGGCAGGCGCAUGAAGGACUUCAGCCGGAAGCAGGACUGCGGCCUCAUCCACAGCCUGGUGCUGACCGCCAAGGAACGGCUGGCCAAGGUGGCACAGCAUGUGGGCGAGAGGGGGGGCCAGCUAGAGGAGGCACGCAAGCGCACCAAGCAGUUCAGCGAGUCUUGGCAGCUGCUCCUGGACUGGCUGGAUGAGGUGGAGCCUGACCUGGAGGAGACCAGCAAUGCUGCCUUGAGCCAGGAAGAGAUCAAGAGCCUCCUGGAGGAACACAAAGAGUUCCAGAAGGGACUGCGUGCCAAGCGCCCGGUCUAUGAGGCCACCUUGCGGAGUGGGCGCCUCCUCCGGGAGAAGGCCCUGCUGCCUGACGACACCCAAACCCUGGAGGAGAUGCUGGGGGAGCUGAGGGGCCGGUGGGAGGCCAUCUGUGGCCGGGCGGCUGAGAGGCAGCGCAAGCUGGAGGAAGGUCUGCUCUUCUCAGGCCGCUUCACAGAUGCUCUGCAGACCCUCAUGGACUGGCUGUACCGGGCUGAGCCCCAGCUGGCUGAGGAGACCCCUGUGGGUGGGGACAGGGACCUGGUCAGUGCCCUCAUGGACAAGCACAAGGUCUUCCAGAAGGAGCUGGGCCAGAGAGCCAGUUGCAUCAAGGCGCUGAGGCGCUCCCUGCGGGACCUGAUGCGCGGCGGCAGUGGUGGCGCCGGAGACUCCCAGUGGCUCCAGAGCCAGGUGGAAGAGCUCAGCCACCGCUGGGAGCUCGUCUGCCAGCUCUCCGUCUCCAAGCAGGACCGGCUGGAGGCUGCCCUGCGGCAGGCCGAGGAGUUCCAUGCCCUAGUGAACUCCUUCCUGGGCUGCCUGACUGAGCUGGAGAAGUCCAUCAAGUUUGGUGCCCUCCCGUCAGAGGAGGCCGCUGUGCAGGAGUGCCAGAGCCAGCUCCAGGAUCUGAGGCAGAGCCUCCAGUGUCAGCAACUGCAGCUGGAGUGCAUCAGCUCCCUGGGGGAUGAGAUUCUCAGCACCUCCCACCCGGACUCUGUCAUCACCAUCCGGUCGUGGGUCACCGUCGCCAGGAGUCGCUAUGAGGAGGUGCUGAGCUGGGCCCAGCAGCAGGAGGAGCGGCUGCAGGUGCAGGCGGCCUCUCUGGCCACGGAGCGGGAGGAAGUGGCGCGGCUCAUGGACUGGAUCACGGCCGCUGAGGAGGCCUUGAGCCUGCGGGACGAGGAGCCCCUCCCAGAAGAUGCGGAGCAGCUGGAGGAGCUCAGCGCCCAGCACGGGGUGUUCAUGGAGGAGCUGACCCACAAGCAGCCAGAUGUGGAGAGGGUCACCAAGAGCUGCAAGCGCAAGACAGCCCCUGAGGCCGGGGGGGUCGCCCCUGGCUCCCGCAAGCUGCCUUCCCGGCGGCGCAGCGCCAGGAAGCUCUCUCCCAGGGCUCGGCCUGUACCCCUCGAGGACCUGGCGCCCCAGAGCCCUCUCCUGGCCCAGCUGGUGCAGCGCUGGCAGCAGCUGUGGCUCUUGGCCCUCGACCGCCAGUACCGGCUCCAGAAUGCCCAGCAGCGCCAGCGAGAGCUGGAGGAGUUUGCCCACUUUGACUUCUCGGUCUGGCGAAAGCGGUACAUGCAGUGGAUUAGCCAGAUGAAAUCUCGCAUCCUGGACAUCUUCCGGGGCAUUGACCGGGACCAGGAUGGGCGCAUCACCCAGCAGGAGUUCAUCGAGAGCGUCCUCUCCUCUAAAUUCCCCACCAACCCGCUGGAGAUGAGCGCUGUGGCCGGCAUCUUUGACCUGAACAGGGAUGGCUUCAUUGACUACUACGAGUUUGUGAGUGCUCUGCACCCCAGUCGGGACAUCCUGCGCAGGGCAGCUGAUGCGGACCAGAUCCAGGACGAGGUGAACAGGCAGGUGGCUCAGUGCAACUGUGAGAAGCGUUUCCAGGUGGAGCAGAUCAGUGCCAACCGGUACAGAUUUGGGGAGUCACAGCAGCUGCGCAUGGUCCGCAUCCUGCGGAGCACCCUGAUGGUGCGUGUGGGCGGAGGCUGGAUCGCCCUGGAUGAGUUCCUGGUGAAGAACGACCCUUGCAGAGUGAAGGGAAGGACGAACCUCAAGAUCAACGAGAAAUACCUGACGCCAGACCCUGCGGGGGGCAAAGGGGGCAGCUCUCAGUCCGCAGCCUCCGCCUCCAAGGCGCUGGCUCCCCCCAGCCGCUCCAAUUCCAGUCUCAGCCUCUACAGCAGUGCCUCAGCCCCCAGCAGCCCCCUCACCAGGAAGUCUGUCCUGCGCAGGACACGCUCCGGGGAUCGGUGCUUCCACUCCCGCAGCUCUCUGGUGACGGACGGGGUGGAGAUGACCUUUGCCGGAGGAGGAGGAGCCUCUGAGUGUGGAGGAGGAGCCGGGGCGGAGCCUGAGGCUGAGCCCCCGCCAGAGCCCCCCGGAGGUCCCCCGCCCUGAAGGAUGCAGCCUCUG